Didymodactylos carnosus is the source of this 1260-nucleotide messenger RNA. The record is from the annotation of a GenBank genome assembly. Lineage: Eukaryota; Metazoa; Rotifera; Eurotatoria; Philodinida; Philodinidae.
AUGACUUGCGUUCUAGGUGUGAUUGUUAAGUAUUUAAUUCGAAUACUUCAAGUGUUGGUGAUCGGAUUUCGUUAUUAUCCGAUAUUGGCCGUUAUUCAUAUGAAUACAAUUGUAGCUCUAUUUUUGGCCACCAUGUAUAGUUGGUUAGAUUUUUCUGCUAGUGUUGUUGAUCAAAGUUUAUGUAGUAAUUAUUAUCCAACCGAAAAUCUGUACGAAGAAACACAAGGUUCAAGUACGAACGAUAUUAAAUCGUUAUUAGCAUACUAUGGCACGGGCUCAAAUUUGAUUGUCAUUGAUGCUUGCAUAGAUAUACCGAGAUUUAUUUGUUUAGCCCACAUAUCGAUUAAAUUACCAGAGUUAGAAGGAAGACAAUUAUUAUCCUAUAUGAAACAUUCUAUUGAAGCAAGAUAUGUCAGAUAUUUAUUCUUACCAGUUGAGAAAAGACCAGAAAGUAAAACAUUAUUCUCUCGAAUUAUUCCAAAAAUCGUUUACACGAUUCGAGAGGAUUUUCAUUAUUCAUCACGUGUAUUAUCUGCUUAUGCUUCAGCACUCAUGCUGAUAUUUUUCAUGACAACUGGUUUUUGCAUAACAAUCGUUCCAACAUUAGCUUCUUUUCAUCAAACGCUAACAACACUGUUUGAUGCGCUUUUUGGCGAAAAUAAAUUUCCAUUGCCUGACUUUGUGGCACCGUUUGUUAUGUCUGCUAUAAGACGAAAUUUAUUUCAAGUCUAUCGGGGCGAUAUUACUGAAUUACCUCCUCGAGCGACACUGGGUGCUGUUAGUGUCUCAACCUCAAAUUUCCAUUUUGCUGGGUAUUUUAUUGGUUAUGUUGUAUGGGGCUAUUUAUCACUGGCUUUUCUAGCCUUUCUCAUCAUUGUUCCAACUGAUGCUUUCAUCAGAUUUGGUUCAGUUGAACUUAUAGAAGUUAUUUUGAAAAAAAUUAUCCCUGUGUUAUUAUUUAUAGUGUUUAAAAUGUAUAUAGAUAAAUUAUUAGCUCAAUAUGCAUUUUUACAACAUUGGGGUGAUGUAUUGGCGUUGAAUAAUCGUCGAUGGUCAAUGAUUUUUCUUUAUUUUAAGGCUUUUCUUGAUGCAUUUCUCGGUUUUGUCUCUUGUAUCAUACGAAUUGUUUACAGUGUUAUUGCGGCGCUGAUCUAUAUGUGUCGUUUAGAUUAUUCGCCAUUAGGUAGAAAACUGGAGAGAUUUGAUAAUGAAUUAAUCGUCAAUGACAUCUUGAUCAAUGAGAACUUUUUUUAUCAUUGA